This is a messenger RNA of Lymnaea stagnalis (great pond snail), 2517 nucleotides long. Lineage: Eukaryota; Metazoa; Mollusca; Gastropoda; Lymnaeidae. The record is from the annotation of a GenBank genome assembly.
AUUCCGCUUUCAACCAUCGAUUUAGACCUUUCUGAAAACUCAAUAACUUCUGUGGAUGAUAACAGUUUUAUCGAUAUGCCAAAGCUUCUCAGUCUUUCUCUGAGUUGUAACGCUCUGACCAAUGUGAACGGCCAGAUGUUUACUGGUCUCACCAAACUGCGUUUAUUAAAUUUGUCAUUGAAUGACAUCAGUUUUGUUCCCAGUACUACGUUUGAUGACAUGGUUGAUCUACUAAUCCUAGACAUCAGCAACAACCCCAAUUUUUUAAACAAUAAUGCCACCAUAGACCCUCGUACUUUCAAGAGUCUCAACAAUUUGCAGGAGAUCUACAUCCAUGGUAUAUGCAAUCCAUAUCUACCCGACUGCCCUUAUCCAACUGAAGCUCUACGGAUGUUAACUAGCCUAAGAGUUCUUGGCAUAAGCGCCCAAGAAGAGAAAAAUAUAGGCCCAGACGUGUCGAAUCUCUUACACUUACAGACUCUCAUUAUUAGUGGAUUUUGCAACAAAAAACUUAUCAGUGAAACGUUUUUUAACAAUGUCCCGUACAUUGUUUCUCUAAAAAUAGUGGACUGCCAAAUAGUAUUUGUUCAUCCAAAUGCUUUUUCAGCUCUCAAAUCUCUAGAAAAUUUAACUCUCAACAAUCUUCAACCUUACUACACCAUCUUUCAACUAUUAUUAGACUUAAAAUGUUUAAGAAAUUCAUCACUGCAAUAUCUUUCAAUGAUCAACAUUAAUGCGUUAACGACCACUGUUACACUGAACCAGACGCACGCAGCACACUUGCGAUAUAUCAACUUGAUUCAGCUGGACAUGUCUUACAAUAAAAUUGACCUUUUAACUCCAGAGUUUGUAAGUCUCUUACCACGAAGUUUAAAAAAGAUCGACCUAAGUGGUAAUAAUUUUUCUCCUGACCUACUCUUUUGUUCACUUAACUUUCCCAAAGGACUUGUAGAGAUGAAUCUUAAUGAUCAAGCAUGCAAUUCAAUAGUUCCUUGCCAUUUACCUGCAAAUAACCCCAUUCAUGCACACUUUGAGUCCAUGGAUCAAAUAAGUAAAAGACAAAUGUAUGUGAGGCUUAAUCAAAAGCCAUCCGUUUUAUUGGAAACUGGUUUGGCAUUCAAAAAUAGAACACAUUCUUUUCAGUCUUCUCCAAACCAAUCUUUAGGCUUCUCUCUACCACCAAAUUUAAAAAUACUUAAGGGUAAUAGUUUUAAUGAUUUUGGAAAUUCCAUUUUUUUUAUUAUUGAAAAUACACUAUUGGAACUAAGCCUCUCUGGAAGCUUUUUACAGUUUUGGGGUAUGUUUUUAUUACCCAAGGGUAUAAAGAAAGCAGAUUUCAGUAAUAAUUACUGCGAAGUAUUUAAGGCGCAUUUCUUCUCGGACGGAACUUCAUUAGAAUAUCUAACUGUUGCAGAUAAUCUACUGGGAUCUGCUUUUGCGGCAGAUGUUGAAGGAAAACUUUUUGCUAAAGCACAGAGACUAAAAUAUCUUGACGUUUCUAGGAAUAGAAUUCACGAGCUCAAUUACGACGUGUUUAAGGAACUUGUACAUCUUCAAAUCUUAAACAUUUCCGAGAAUAGCAUUCAAAUCUUUAAUGUCAGUUUUCAGCACAUGACACAGCUGAGCGUCAUAGACGUAAGCAGAAAUUCCAUUUCUUGGCUAAGUAAGAAUACCCGAGAUGAAUUAGAUGACAUUGCAACACAACACAUGCUUUACCUUGAUUUAACUUCUAAUCCCCUACCGUGUACUUGUGAAGGGCUCGAAAUAUUACAGUGGCUGUCUAGCACUAACGUUUAUCUCUUAAACUCAGACUUUCUUGAGUGUAGAAAUGAAGAAAAUCAACUGCAAGAGAUUGGCGACGUGAGACGCCGUGUGGUGGAGUUAAAGAGAAAAUGUGCUUCCAAGUCAGUCAUCAUUCUAACUUGUAUAUUUUCAAUAAUUGUCUUCAUUGUGAUAUUAGCAGCAUCGUUGAUAUAUCGAUACCGAUGGAAGUUAAGGUACUUUUGGAGUAUCGCCUUGGUCAAAGUAAUCGGUAUCAAGCCAAAAACUAACGGAGACGGCUUUCGGUUUGAUGCAUAUCUGCUUUACACAGACGAGACCCGUGAUUUUGUAAUACGCGACUGCGUCCGUGAGCUAGAAGAGAAGAGGGGUCACCGAUUGUGUAUUGAAGACAGAGAUUUCCUGCCUGGGACGUACAUAAUUUCUAACAUUGUCAGUGGUGUGCAGAACAGCACCAAGACCGUACCCGUCCUGACCGCAGAGUUUUACCAAGGUGAGUAUGCUGAGUACGGAGUAAAGAUGGCGCUCAUGGAAGAAAUUUUCGCCCACCGUUCAGUUAUUUAUCUGUGCAUAUACAAGCCAAUGGACGAUGAGCAUAUAUCACGUGACCUCCUAAUGGCCUUGAAAAAUAACCGCUACAUUGAAUAUCCACCGUUGGAGGAAGCUACAGAGGAGAUAAAAAUUGAGUUUUGGAAUCAGUUUUCCCGUGUGAUAGGUAAUGAUAAUAACCAACAUUAA